AUGGACUCGCAAGCACCAGACGCGAUUCUGCCUCAGAAGCCUCAGCCUAUAAUUAGCGUUCGAUCGAAAGUCUCACACAACCGUACCGAGUCCCAAAUCCCAUUGACAGGCGACCUUGAGAAGCAACUACCUCCCGUUGCGCCACCGAAGCGAUUCGCAAAAAUCAGAUAUGUCAUCCUCAAUACAUACCGACGCCUGUUUGGGCUAGCCUUCAUGGGCAACCUCAUUGCCUUUAUUAUAGUCAUGGCAAGAGAUAGGCUCUUGAUAGACUGCGUCAAUGCAUGCGCAAUAAACUUGCUCGUCUGCGGUCUUGCACGGCAGCCUCUCGUCAUCAACUCCUUGUUCGUCUCGCUAUGCGCCGUGCCAAGGUCGGCACCACUUAGGCUUCGUCAUCUGGCCUGCAAGAUCUUCCAUCUAGGAGGCGUCCACAGUGGCACUGGUGUGGCCUCCUUGGUAUGGUACCUUGGAUUCAUUUCCGUGUACACGCAGCAAUACAAGCCUUCGCCUGUGAGCACGACGGUGAUGGUGCUUGGCUAUGUGGUGCUCGCGGUCAUCCUCUUGAUCAUUGCAGUCGCAACGCCCAAGUUCCGGAUGAUGUACCAUGAUUGGUUCGAGUUGACGCACCGCUUCUCGACCUGGACCCUCCUGGCGCUCUUCUGGGCACUUCUUCUGACUCUUGCGUCUCAAGAGAAGCCAUCGAUGGGUGGUUUCCUGGUGCAGCAGCCGGCGUUCUGGGCCAUCAUCAUUGUCACCGCCGCCAUUAUCCAGCCGUGGGCCAUGCUCCGAAAGGUCAAGGUGACUCCAGAGCAUCUCUCAAAACAUGCCAUUCGCCUGCACUUUUCACACACUUCAAUCAUGUUUGGGCAAGGCAUUUCCGUCUCCAAGCACCCUCUGCGAGACUGGCAUAGCUUUGCCACCAUCACUGAUCGGUUCGAUUCUCCCGAUACAAAGUUCUCUUGCCUUGUCUCCAAGGCAGGAGACUGGACAUCCUCCAUCAUUGCCGAGCCCUCGAGCCACGUGUGGGUUCGUGGCGUGCCAGUCUAUGGCUUUGGAUACGUCAUGCGCGUCUUCAAGCGCAUCAUUGUCGUCACGACUGGCUCGGGAAUUGGCCCCUGCCUGUCCUUUAUUGACGACGACAACCGCCCAGAGAUGCGCGUGGUGUGGCAGACCAAGUCUCCGCUGCAGACAUACUCUCAGAGAACCCUCGACCUGGUACACAAGAUGGACCCCGAUCCGCUUGUGAUUGACACGAGGGCUUCGGGAAGAGUCGACAUGCUCCCAGAAGUCUUGCGUCUGUAUGAGGAGUUCAACGCCGAGGCAGUGUGUGUCAUUAGCAAUCCCAUGGUGACGAAGAAGCUGGUUCGUGAUCUGGAGGCGCGUGGAGUGCACGCAUAUGGACCGAUAUUUGAUAGUUAA
Pestalotiopsis fici W106-1 is the source of this 1416-nucleotide messenger RNA. RefSeq lists its product as uncharacterized. The record is from RefSeq and is a predicted model, not a curated record. The transcript has a single exon. The coding region runs from base 1 to 1416 and encodes 471 amino acids. Lineage: Eukaryota; Fungi; Ascomycota; Sordariomycetes; Amphisphaeriales; Sporocadaceae. Gene Ontology annotation, biological process: sexual sporulation resulting in formation of a cellular spore; conidium formation; regulation of conidium formation.